This is a messenger RNA of Jaculus jaculus (lesser Egyptian jerboa), 369 nucleotides long. RefSeq names its product CDKN2AIP N-terminal-like protein. The record is from RefSeq and is a predicted model, not a curated record. Lineage: Eukaryota; Metazoa; Chordata; Mammalia; Rodentia; Dipodidae.
AUGGUGGGAGGCAGGGCGGCCACCGCCGUGGAGGAGCUGGUCUUGGGUGUGCGGCAGGCGGCUGUCUUCGCCGAGCAGUUCCGCUCCUACGUGGAGAGCAAGAAAGCCCGCAUGGAAUUCAUCCCGCACCACCUUCCCGACUACCGCGACCCGCCCCGGGGUGGCGGCCGCCUGGACCAGCUGCUGCCCCUCUCCAUGGUGUGGGCCAACCACCUCUUCCUGGGCUGCAGUUACAAUAAAGACCUUCUAGACAAGGUGAUGCAAAGGGCAGAUGGAGGUGAAGUGGAAGACCUGCCACACUUUACUACCAGAAGUGAAUUAAUAAAAAAGCAUCAAAGCUAAGGCAGAAGAUUUAGCGCAUCUCCAUCA